Exophiala xenobiotica is the source of this 2405-nucleotide messenger RNA. RefSeq lists its product as uncharacterized. The coding region runs from base 233 to 2062 and encodes 609 amino acids. The transcript has a single exon. Gene Ontology annotation, molecular function: acyltransferase activity, transferring groups other than amino-acyl groups. Gene Ontology annotation, biological process: polysaccharide biosynthetic process. The record is from RefSeq and is a predicted model, not a curated record. Gene Ontology annotation, cellular component: membrane. Lineage: Eukaryota; Fungi; Ascomycota; Eurotiomycetes; Chaetothyriales; Herpotrichiellaceae.
CAAAGACCUUCAGUCCCUGAAUUCCGACAGACCUCGUGCCCGUGCCACCCACCCACCCCUUAGUUACAGCGAUGUCAACAUCCAGUUUGAACCCUCCGCCAGCGUGCGUCGAUUUCCAUAUUCUCGAGCAACAGUGGCUUUGAGUUUUGUUAAACUGAAGAUCUGCCACUGAUCAAACCCUUGUGUCUCUCGAGGCUCUGCUGCAACAAGCCCCAGUCUUAUCUCAUUUUCAAUGGCGGAGGGACGGCAACAGCCACCUGAGCAUGUCUACCUGGACAUCGAGCACGAGGCUCACUACAGCGAGACAGCGCCCUUGAAUCCUUCAUCAGCAGGACCUGCGCUCGACUUGUCACCCACCACAGGCAAAAUCCCAAUAUGGUACGAUUUGUCCAACGUCCGCUCAUACGGCCGUUUCAGCGUCCUCGGCAGCUUGAGGAGACUGGGCUAUGCCUUGAUCCCAAGCUUCCUCACCACGCCGUCGGCCACCAUGCCAUCCAAGAGCGGCAUCUCCGCGCUCGACGGCCUCAGAGGAAUAGCCUGCCUGUUUGUGUUCGGCGAACACUAUGUCAUCUGCUACCAGUCUCGCGCCACGCAGGUCUGGAUCAUGAGAGUGCCAUUCAUCCGCCUGCUCUACUAUGGCAAGGCAGCCGUGUUUCUGUUCUUCGUCAUCUCCGGCUACGUGCUCAGCUGCAAGCCUCUGAAACUCAUCCGAGCCAAAUCGUACCCGGCAUUCCAGAAGUCCAUCUCCUCCAGCUUCCUUCGCCGCGGCAUGCGUCUGUACCUGCCAUGUCUGAUCGCCAGCUUCAUCGCAUGCAUCCUCACGAUCAUGGGCGCGUUUGACCAUUCCACCUUGAUCUACAAGCACUUCAAAGAGUUUGUCUUCUUGAAGGAACGACCGCCUCCACACGUGUCGCUUUCCGAGCAAUGGAAGGCGUACACUGCAAACGUCGAAUUCAUCUUCAGCGCGACCAUCCCCUUCGACAAAGACACCGACGUCCUUCACUACCACAUGUACGACGACCACCAGUGGACCAUCCCGAAAGAGUUCCGCAGCAGUAUGGCAGUAUUUGUCCUGCUGGUGACAACGUCCAGGAUGCGGAGCGCCUUCCGAAUGAUGACGGUUGCGGCGAUGACCGUUUACGCGAUCAACACCGGCCGUCUGUACACGGCCCUCUUCUUUGCAGGCGUGCUCUGUGCCGAGCUCGACCUCGUCCGCCAAGCGUACUACACGCGUGCCAAAGAGUCCCCCCUCUCCCUACCGCACGAGAAAUACUCGUCCGAGACAACCCGUUUUCACUCCUCUGCUUCUUCCCGGCUCAUCGGUCGACUAAUGCACCUACCGAACAAGGUCUACAAAAUCAUGUGGAUCACCUUAUUCACGCUUGGCGUCUACAUGAUCUCCUCGCCGCAAGAAAUCCAAACCACAAAGAAUUUCCUCCCCGCCCUGCUCGAGAGCUGGGGCGUCACCGGUAACAUCGACGACAAGAUCUUGACCUGGGGCUCGAUCCUCGUGGUCUGGAGUGUGGCCACAUGCCCAUCUCUCGGCCCUCUGUUCAACAACCCCUUCGUCGCCUAUCUCGGCAAAAUCUCCUACGCCCUGUACCUCGUCCACGGCACCGUAAUCAAAUCAAUCGGCUAUGACGUCCUGCCCUGGACACUGCGCAUGGCCACCGGCACACCCAAAAGCGUCGAGAUGAACCUGGAGUGGUGGCAGACCGUCCCGGACUCGCGAAAAGUCCUCGCAUACCUGUUGGGUCUGUCUAUUGUCGGGACCACGUGUUUCUGGCUUUCGGACUUAUUCUGGAGAUUCGUCGAUGUUCCUUGUGUCAACUUUGCCCGGACCGUCGAGGUCUGGCUCACAAAGGGUGCCGACGCUGACAACAACGACAACAUGAUGUAUGGGAGACGGUCAACAAGCUCUGGUGUCCACCUGCAGCCAGCAAGUGCAAGUGCAACUCCUUCCCACGGAAGCUCGAGCGAACGGUUCGCCAACCCUGGCGGUGCAGGCGAGCUAGGGCUGGCAAUAAUGCAGAAGGGUCAAAGUCCCAAGAGGAGGGACUAGGAUACUAGGAUACUAGUUAGUAUAGGUCUUUGUUGGAGUUGGACGGUGAAGGGAGAGGGGGAGUUGCCAGUACAUUUCGCAAGAUGCAAGACUUGUAAGCAUGAUUCUCUUUGUCGACUGCCCUUAGGCACGGAGUACAGCACGGCGUACAGUAUCAUUGGCAUUGGUAUUAGGCUAGUACAUUUUCUUGCAUAUCGCCUGUAAACAGUGGACGAGUGAUGAGUGACGAUGAUGGUGCUCUAACUUGGUCACUCAAUUUCAAUUCGUUGCGGUCCCAAUUCGUUGCUCAAGUGUAUAUACCUAGGUAGGUAGGUAGUACAUAUCUCAUUGUUCUUGUCAUUAA